This is a messenger RNA of Danaus chrysippus (African queen), 5535 nucleotides long. The record is from the annotation of a GenBank genome assembly. Lineage: Eukaryota; Metazoa; Arthropoda; Insecta; Lepidoptera; Nymphalidae.
CUGUCAUUUCUUAUUCGUGGUAGAUGUGGUGAGACGGUGGUAGCUUCAGCUGGUGGUAGCGCAGUUGUUCACGACAUAGCGGUCACGUUAAGAGAAUGGCUGCAACAUUGGAAGGUUUUAUAUACGACAAACGACGAACGUUUCAAGUUCAUGGAAGUUAGCAUGAGGGCUCUUUUGGAGUUAAGAGCUCAAGCUGCGUCCGGGGCUUUACCUGUAGACCAGCUCAGAAGAGUUGCUAGAACGGCUGUCUUCACUAUAGAUAAGGGGAACAGGACUUUAGGAAUGGAGUUAGCAGUGAGAACAAUCAGCGGUCAACUGGUGGACCCAUUAACGACGUCUACCUUCAAACUGAACGCCUUACACGAAGAAGCCAACUCCAGAAUAGAUAAAAACAUGGAGACGACCCCAACAAGUCGUCCAUCUAGUCAAAUAACCGCCGCCCGCACCUAUACUAUAGUGGCUCACGUGAAUAAUUUCGUGUGUCGUUUGAGAGACGCCGCCGAGCUGUCUCUAGCGCUUCAUGACGGCGCUGGGAACAAACUGACGGAGAACGUGCUCUUAAAAUGGCCGCCGGGACAUUUAGCAGCACAGGAACUAUUCACAGCGCCAUACGUUGUGUUCACGGAUUUGGGCAGCGACAUAAAGAAGGAGCGUCUGUUCCUUGUGUGUCACGUGGUGAGGAUCGGGUCUAUGGAGCCGCAGAACGUUGAUCACAGACGCAGUUCAAUAUCUCCGUCGGUGUGUGGCAACGGUAUGCGUCGUCCGUGCGGCGUGGCGUGCGCUGAUAUAACACAACACCUCGCCAACGAUCACUCCGACAAAGAAAUACAGUUGCCGUUUUACGCAUGUGAGAAAGAGAAUAUGGAUUCUUUGUUGAAGAAAGUCAUUGGGAACUUGAAGGAUCAGAAACACUCGCAAGGACUGUGGGUGUCCCUACAGAUGGUGGAAGGAGAUCUACAACAGGUCCGUCGUGAAAAACCCCACAUGGUGGUUGGCAACACGGUGUUCGCUCGUAAGAUGGGCUUCCCCGAGGUCAUCCUACCGGGAGACGCCCGCAACGACUUGUACGUGACGCUGAGUGGCGGGUCAUUCUCUAAGGGCGGCAAGUCCAGCGAGAGGAACAUAGAACUCGUGGCUAGAGUCGUGGAUAAGAAUGGAAGGACGCUACCUGGUGUGAUAUCAGUAGGCGCGGGGUCUCCACUAGUAGACGAGUAUACAUCUGUAGUCUACUACCACGAAGACCGACCUCGCUGGCAGGAAGUAUUCAAGGUGUGUCUGAACAUAGAGGAGUUCAAGGAGGCUCACAUGGUGUUUUUAUGUCGUCACCGAAGCUCCAACGAGGCCAAGGACCGCGCGGAGAGACACUUCGCACUCGCAUACCUGCGGCUCAUGCAGAAAGAAGGAACUACUAUACCUGAUACUACACACACACUCGCCGUGUAUAAGAUAGAACACAAGCGAGCCAGUUCAACCUCAGACCUCGACAUAGAAUCAUCAUCAGUAUGUCUUGGCCUGCCGUCCACUCGGGACGAACUACCCGCGGGCUGCGAGCGAGGACUGACCCGAGGACCGCUAUCACUAUUACACAGAGACACGCUCUCUGUAGCUACUAGAUUAUGCUCUACUAAACUCACACAGAGAGAGGAGAUUCUGGGCGUGUUGAAGUGGAGCAAUCAUCAAGCAGACGGUUCAUUAAAGAGUUCCCUCACAAGUCUACUGAGAGUACCUAACGACGAACUAGUGAAGUUCCUGCAAGAUAUACUAGACGCUCUAUUCAGUAUACUAACACAGGUGGAAGAAGACGAUGAUUACACAGAGGACAGUUACUCAGUGUUAGUCCUGGACUGUCUGCUGCAAGUGAUAUCUCUGGUAGCGGACCACAAGUACCAACACUUCCUGCCCGUACUACAGGUGUACAUAGACACCAGCUUCUGUGACACGCUGGCUUAUGAGCGUCUAAUAUCUAUAAUGGUGUGGUCGAUCCGUUCCGCGGAGCGCGGCGAGGGAGCGUCCAAGAGACUGCUGCAGUGUAUGAAGUGUCUGGAGAGUCUGACGCGCCUGUUGGUGCGAUCACGACAGCUGCGGGCCGCGCUCGACGCGGACACUGGACACUGCGCGCAACUUCAGACUCUGUUAGAGGCGCUAGUGGGUCUCAUGCGGUGUGGAGACUCCGCCCUCACGUGUCAGGGCUCCGCCCUCAAGUACCUGCCACACGCGGUCCCUCACAUGAUCAAGAUAUACGACGACACGCAGCUGUGCGAAUAUCUAGUAUGGGCGCUAGAAGCCCUCCCUCUCUCUCGUCUAUCCAACCAACGUCUCCACGCGCUGCUCGAGCUAGUGCGGGGCCCGCUGGGGGCCUCGGCGGGCCCUCGAGCCAAACUACUACCACACCUGGCCAGUACCUUGCGGGCCUUACUGAGGAAUCCCGCUGAUUUGGACACGCCGCACAAGUUACGGUCGGCUGACAAGGCUGCCAGGCUGCUAGGAGCAGACACCGCGAGUCUACUAGAUCACACGCAACAGAUGCAGAUCGUGGAGUUGUGUGUGGAAACUUUAGGAGAAGUAGUUUCUCUUCUCGCGAGAGAUGAUGUUGGUCCAGUGGCUGCGGAUAGAGGUGAGCUGGCGAGAUCUUUACUACCGACGGUCUUGAGGAUAGCUAACAACAUAAUGAAGGAUAGAAAUAAAGAAGAUGGGACGCCUCAUGAUGAUUUACUUCCGCGUAAGUUAAUAUGCGUGCUACUAGACAUGAUGCGUCAGAUGUCUCUAGAGCAGUACACGUUAGUGGUGCGCUCUUUGGGAGGGGGCAGAGCCCUAGCCGCGGAUAUUCUGUCCUUCACGGGAGCCCUACUCGCACGACCAGUGUUCAAACAGCACUGGGCUGAUAUGCUGCAUUUGCAGCACUACGUUAUGCUGCACGCUUUGAGAUUAUUAGCAACAUCACUACGAGAGGAUUUAAACGAGGAGAACACAGAACAAUCACACGUACAUUCAAUGUUACAAGAAUGGUUCGUUACACUAAGUGCGUUGGCGUGCUCUAAACCUUUACAACUAGAAACAUUACCAGCAGCGAGGAGACAGAGGGCUGUCAUACUGUAUGGAGAUAUUAGAAGAAGCGCUGCUACCUUGAUGGCUGAUAUAUGGUUUAGUCUUGAGGAACACAAGAGAUUCUUCAUCCCAUCACUAGUGAAGCCGUUCCUUGAAGUGAGCUUUCUUAGAGAUGAUGAAGUUAGAAACACUACGAUACCCUUGUUCUAUGAUAUGAUGAAGACCGAGUUCAAAUACACCGCUGACACUGAAGGUGAAGGAAAUCUACUUCGUCUAGAAAAUGAGUUGAUCGACAAGCUAGACGUACUAGCUGAGUCUGGCCUUGGAGAUGCGGCGUGGCGGGCGAAGUUCGUAUCCAUGUGUGGAGCGGCGUGCGUGGCGGGUGACGGCGAGCUGAGCGUGGCGGGUGGCGCUCUAGUCGCCGCGGCUGCACGACAACUGGACGCCUUGCUACAGUACAGAGCGGCGCCCACACAUCAUAGAAUGUACCUCGUGACCAGUGUACUGAGGUUCUACGAACAAAUCAAACGACCUCACAUGUAUAUACGCUAUGUUCAUCGUCUAGUAUCUAUGCAUCGUUCUUCUCAACACUGGGCAGAGGCCGGUCUUACAUUACAACUACACGCCAAGUUAUUAGAUUGGAGCGAAACGCCCUUGCCACCUCGACUAAGACAUCCCGCGUGUGAUGACUAUCAUACACAUCUGGAUUUAAAGAUAGCGUUAUACCAGGAGGUAGCCUCUCUAUUAGAGAAGGGUCACCAGUGGGAGUUAGCCGUAGAGGUUGUGAAGGAGCUGGUGUGUGUGUACGAGGAGCGAGGCCAGGGGUACGCAGCCCUCGGCGCGCUGCACGACCAGCUGGCGCGCCUGUAUCGAGCACCCCUGGAACAUACGAGGUUACAACCGGUGUACUUCAGAGUACGAUACCUGGGCAGGGGAUUCCCCGAACAUUUGAGACAUCCCAAGGGGUUCGUAUACCGCGGUAACUCGUGUGACAUGCUGCAUAACUUCAAGGAGCGUAUGUUGGACGAGUGGCCGGAAGCGGAUGUGCUGCUCAAGCUGGACGAGCCCGGAGCUGACGUCACGGACUCGGACGGACAGUUCUUACAAAUCAACGCCGUAACGCCGGUGAUGGCUGACAAGUGGAAGAAGUUCCUGAGCCGAGCGGUGGACCAUCAGGUCGUUAGUUACUACGAACACAACAACGUUAACACGUUCGUGUACUCACGACCCUUCCAUAGAAACGAUGACUGUAUCAUCGAUUCUCGCGACGACCGCACCGGCGCCGGAGAGUUCGCUACCAGGUGGCUGGAGAGGACCGAGCUCACUAUAGCACACGACCUGCCCGGUAUCCUUCGUUGGUUUCCAAUCGUAUCAACCCGGACCUACUGGGUGUGUCCUCUCGAAGUGGCUGUAGAGACGAUGACUCACACUAACAAGGAGCUCAAAGGUCUCAUCCACUCUACCUUGAGCCCUUCCGCCCCACUACAUCCCCUCACGAUGAGGCUUCAAGGUAUCCUGGACUCAGCGGUGCAAGGAGGGUUAGCGCAGUAUGAAAAGGCAUUCCUCGCGCCCGCCUACCUCGAGAGACGACCAGAACAUAGAGAACUACUCGGAAAACUGAAAGAUCUCAUCGCACAACAGAUACCGUUACUCAAAUAUGGUCUUGAAGUGCACGCGUCCCGGGAGCCCAUACGAGAUCUACACGCGAGACUUAUUAAUUUGUUUAGAGAAAAAUAUGGAAGACAGGUGUACGAGGGAGACUCCGACCCUCCAGAGGUCCAGCUGAGACCUUCAGCGAGGAGAGACAACGACAACAGGCUGUCGGACCUGUCCGCGGGGAACGAGACGACGCCAAAAUCUAAAUUCUCCUUCAACUCGGCGAUCAGUUGGACCAGAAACAGCAGCACCGCGACCCUCACUCCUCGUCACGGGAAACGAGUUAAAAACAGAAAGAGUGAAGUAAGUCUCCAGUCGAGCACUAGUCAAUGGUACGCGCCCACGAACGGUAACGUGAGCGCCAUCAACAACGCCAUCAACAGCGCGUUCAAUAGCGCGCUCAUCAACAGUAACAACAAUAUCAACGGGAACUCACACGGAGAGUCAUCGCCGCUUAGAGAAUUGAGGCAGGAGUUAGUGUCUGAGCGUCCCCCGCGGGCUGAGGAGCGUGAGCGGCGACUGUCACAACGGACAAGCUACAUUACUAUCAGUGAACCACACUCUAAUAGAGACUCAAUGGGAACAACGGAUUCCAACCAAGAAGAAGAAGAGCCGCCCCCUCUACCACAAAAACAGUCCCGCAGUAUGGAACACGACGAGGAAACGACAGUCAGGCACAACUAUGACUUGGUACUGGCACCGAGGACCUCAUACCUGUACUCCUCUAAAAGAGACAGGGCGCCCACACCGCCGCCCAAGAAGAGGAACCAACAGGUAAUGAGCGACAGAGAUAGUUAUAUAGCAAUACAUGCAAAAGUGAUAGAGAUGGAAUGA